This is a messenger RNA of Poecilia reticulata (guppy), 1253 nucleotides long. Its product is annotated as myoD family inhibitor domain-containing protein-like. Lineage: Eukaryota; Metazoa; Chordata; Actinopteri; Cyprinodontiformes; Poeciliidae. The record is from RefSeq and is a predicted model, not a curated record.
CAGAACAGGAACAAAACAAACCGACACAUAGAGCCUCUCACACAGGCGGUGACUCAUGUCAGCGUGCUGGGUGUUGCUGUGGGGGCUUCCUGACCCUUUGCUCUCCAGACAAAAGGCUGGAGAAGGUCCUGCAGCAGCGGGCGAGAAACAUGAGAAUCCAACAUGCCGCCGGGAGAAAACGCGUCCGUGGAAACGAGGCCGACGGAAGCCCAGCCUCUGCCGGCUCCAGCCCCCCUGACGGGGCCCUCAGGGGACAGCGGCGUGUUGGAGACGCCUCAGCGAGACCUUCAGAGACCGACGUGUCCCCGAUGCGGCCUUCCCGUCCCGGACAGCAGACCCGAACCGGCCUCGCAGCCCCGGAGCCGGCCGCAGGGCUCAGCGGCGUCGGUACACGGCGACAGGAGCCGGAGCAAGAGAAGUGGGCCCGGACCCGACCGACCUGCUCCUGGGUCUGCCGACUCGUGCUCUGGGCUGCUGCUGGCGUGCCUGUGGUGCCAGUUCUCGGUGGUGCUGCUGGGCCUGCUGGAGGCCUGCUCCUCCUGCUCCUCCUGCUCCUCCUGCUGCCUCCAGGGCCUCUGCUCCUCCUGCUGCUGCGCCUCCUGCGCCCGCUGCUGCGCCGCCGUACGGGACGCGCCCGGCGAGGAGCUGGGGUGCCCCGCCCACUGCCACUCGGUGCUGUUUGAGUCCUGCUGCGAGCCCAUCGAGUUCCUGGAGUUCUGCCUGGACUGCUGCGAGAUCUGCCACCGCGGCUGAGCCUCGGGGGACGGCAGACGUGUCUGAACUGACCGAUCGAUGAGCGGAAAGUCUUUUUGUCUGAUCAAGAACUGAAAAUGGUGAGAAUUACUGGAGCUGAGACGAUUAAUCGUGAUUAAAUCAUUUGUUGAAAUAAUCGUGAGCUAAUUUAACUGUUGACUGCUAAGUUGACUAAUCAAACUUAAAAAAUGGUCAUCUGCAAAAAAAAACAACAUAUUUGAGAGAGUAACUGGGCAAAACUGUACAAAAAAAUACAAACAAAAAAACGACUUCCAUUCUACUCAGAAUUACUGAAGUGGCAAAAUUUUAGCGUCACUCGGAUCAAAUUCUCUAAAGAAAAAUAUCUCCUAUUAAGCACUUUUAACUUUAGAAUUAUUGAUCUGUUAAUCCAAAAACUAGCCAAUAAAUGAGUUCUACGCUGUAUAGAUGCUGAGCAGAAAGGGCUGAGCUUUUCACAUGUUAUUAGCUGUUUUGUUUUUUUGGCUGCUUUGAAUGCCAUG